Molecule: messenger RNA, 1200 nt
Organism: Vicugna pacos (alpaca)
Lineage: Eukaryota; Metazoa; Chordata; Mammalia; Artiodactyla; Camelidae
Gene: LCTL
Product: lactase like
Biological process (GO): carbohydrate metabolic process
Molecular function (GO): hydrolase activity, hydrolyzing O-glycosyl compounds
Source: RefSeq, a predicted model, not a curated record
UGGCAGAACGUGAGCAUGGCCACCUACUUCAGUGACUACGCCAACCUGUGCUUUGAGGCCUUUGGGGACCGGGUGAAGCACUGGGUCACUUUCAGUGAUCCUCGGACAGUGGCAGAGAAAGGCUACGAGACGGGCCACCACGCGCCAGGCCUGAAGCUCCGUGGCACUGGCCUCUACAAGGCGGCACACCACAUCAUUAAGGCCCACGCCCAAGCCUGGCACGCCUACAACAGCACAUGGCGCAGCAGGCAGCAAGGUCUGGUGGGGAUUUCAUUAAACUGCGACUGGGGCGAACCUGUGGACAUGAGCAACCCCAAGGACAUAGAGGCUGCCGAGCGGUACCUACAGUUCUGCCUGGGCUGGUUUGCCAACCCCAUUUAUGCCGGUGACUACCCCCAAGUCAUGAAGGACCGUAUCGGAAGAAAGAGUGCGGAGCAAGGCCUGGAAACGCCGAGGUUACCGGUGUUCUCCCUCCAGGAAAAGAGCUACAUUAAAGGCACAUCUGACUUCCUGGGACUAGGUCAUUUCACGACUCGGUACAUCACAGAAAGGAACUACCCCUCCCGUCAGGGGCCCAGCUACCAGACCGAUCGCGACUUAGUGGAGCUGGUUGACCCAAACUGGCCCGAUCUGGGCUCUAAGUGGCUAUUUUCAGUGCCGUGGGGAUUUAGGAGGCUCCUCAACUUUGCUCAGACUCAGUACGGCAAUCCUCCCAUCUACGUGACAGAAAACGGAGCGUCUCAGAAAUUACACUGCACCCAGUUAUGUGAUGAGUGGAGAAUUCAGUACCUCAAAGGAUACAUAAAUGAAAUGCUAAAAGCUAUCAAAGACGGUGCUAACAUAAAAGGGUAUACUUCCUGGUCUCUGUUGGACAAGUUUGAAUGGGAGAGAGGAUACUCGGACAGAUACGGAUUCUACUAUGUGGAUUUCAACAAAAGAAAUAAGCCACGCUAUCCAAAGGCUUCGGUUGAAUAUUACAAGAAGUUGAUCGCUGCCAAUGGCUUUCCCAAUCCGAGAGAGGUGGAAAGUUGGUACCUCAAAGCCUUGGAAAUCUGCUCUAUCAACAACCAGAUGCUGGCGGCAGAGCCCCUGCUGAGUUACAUGCAGAUCGUGACGGAGAUCGUGGUCCCCACGGUCUGCACCCUCUGCAUUCUGAUCGCUGCGGUUCUCCUGAUGCUCCUGCUGCGGAGCCUGAGCUGA